AUUGGUUGCGAAGCAUUACAAACGGUUGGACGUGCUUUUGCUGCGUCUGCGCGGAUCGCUCAAUUUUUAAGCAUUUUUUUGAGAAAUCUUUUAUUCAAAUGCCUUUUCGGCAAGUUUAAACCAAGAAAACACAUUCAUUUUGGUCAUUUCAAUUUCCUUUGGUGAAUGGCGUUAUUCGAUGGUCAAUUGAAUUGCUAAGAAAGUGUGAAUGAGUGUCUCAAUCUCUGGAAGUUGAUUUUUGGCGCGCAAAACGUUUUUUUUUUCCUCAAAACACUUCGUAUCAUUCUGUUAAAGAGCCUUAUACCCCAUUGACUCCGAACCAGAUGAUGUCGUCAAAUAUCUCAAGUGUGUUUACAUUAUCUCAGAUAGGCUGAAAUUUAUGUUGCGGAUAAUUUAAAAUAAUCGCAGUUUUUUCUCCAUAUUUUUUGUUCUCACGACAAACAAAAAAGCAUUGACCUUUCAACUGCACAACAAUAAAUUAAUUACAAAAGUGUGCAUAAAGAGAGAAAUUUAAAAAUAUCUUAAAGGCAUUUAAUCAGUUAAUUGUGAGAAAGAUUGAGACGUUGUAUUCGUGACAUAAAUCGUUGGUUUCCUAUUUAUCUCGCCCCAUGCAAAUAAAUGCUUGCGGGGUGACCUUUAAACUUGAGUUUGUUUUGACUGAAAGUGAAUAAAUACUAUUGGAUAUUUUUUUGUGCUUCAGCUUCAGUGUGUUCACGCAGAGGAUUAAGAAAGGUGUACAAGACACUCUAAUCCCCGACAUAUAAAUGGACGAAUAAAAAAUAGUCAUUUUCUAUUUCUUCAAAUGACCAACAAAGGCCAAUCAAAAUUUCUUUGAGAAAGCUCUAUGAACAAUAUUUUUUUGCCGCAUUAUCCCAUAUAAUUUGUUUUGUGUUACUCUGAACACAUUGGUUUUCAACAUAGUUCCAUCAAUUUUGAGUUUUGAAUACAGUGAAAAUUGUUCAUGGUGAAUAUUGCCCAAUUCAUCCAAUCUAACGUACAAUUGUUGCAUAAAGUUGAAUGAUUGUGUGAAUUGUGAUUAUGUACAUGUGACAAAGAGGAAUAACUGUACAAUCAUUGGACUGAAAAUCUUAAUGCUAUAUGACAUAUGCAUUGGUUCAUGGAUUAGCAGCAGAGUGAUAAUAUCAGAAUGGCUUUUUUGGCGGCAUUUGUUGUCUUCAUGACACUAUCUUCAUCACUAGUGGUAUUAUGUGAGAAGGAACAUGACUUUAGAUUCAUCGCUUAUCAAGAUUUACUGCCGACAUCAAAUCGCUUCACUGAUGGAAAUAUCACAUCAUUUUCGCGUUUACUCUUCGAUGUCGCCAGAGAUCAAGUGAUUGUUGGAGCCAGGGACACCUUGUACCGUCUCUCCUUUGGCCUGGAAAUCCGAGAAAGGAUGCCUUGGGAAGCUUCCACAUCGAUCCAGGAGACAUGCCAGAACAAAGGUCAAAGUGAAAUUGACUGCCACAACUACAUAAUGGUGCUGCAAAACUAUGGUAAUCGUCUGUAUGCAUGUGGAACAUAUGGCUUCAGUCCCUUCUGUUCGUGGCGUCAGAUGGAGAAUCUGACAGUGUUGAAUUAUGACAAAGGUGUGGGAAAAUGUCCCUUUAAUCCUCACACCAAUAUAACAGCCCUGAUGACCGACAAUGGUCAGAUAUUUGUGGGUACACCCACGGACUUCUCUGGCUCAGAUCCAGCAAUUUUGCGGGCAGACGUUGCUCAAGACAACUCUCGGAUGCUGAGGACAAAUCAGUACAAUUCCAAGUGGCUCAAUGACCCUCAGUUUGUGGGGAGCUUUGAGGCUGGGGAGUUUGUCUACUUCAUCUUCCGUGAAACUGCGGUUGAGUAUAUUAAUUGUGGAAAAGUGGUUUAUUCUCGCAUAGCUAGGGUGUGCAAGAAUGAUCCUGGAGGAAGUCACAUACUGAAAGACAAUUGGAUAUCAUUUCUCAAAGCUAGAUUAAAUUGCUCUCUCCCUGGGGAGUAUCCUUUCUACUUCAAUGAAGUCCAGGGUGUGUCAUAUUCACAUGAAGAAGGAGUGCUCUAUGCCACUUUCACCACACCAAUAAACAGCAUUCAUGGGUCGGCAAUUUGCGCAUUUAACAUGUCAGCCAUCCAUGCUGCCUUCUCUGGUCCAUUCAAGGUGCAAGAGUCCGUGGGAGCAGCCUGGGAGCGUCAAGACUCCCCGCAUAGAGAUCACUAUGAGUGCAAAAUGGGCCGCGGAAGAACAGCUCAGAGGCAUCAGCUUCUCGAUUCUUCACGCUAUCAGUUGAUGGAUCAAGCUGUCCAAGCCACAACACUCCACCCCCUACACUAUUCGCGUCUCGAGCGCUUCUCUCACAUUGCACUGGAUAGCAUUUCCACGAAAUUGCAUGAGAGUGUGCGGAUAAUCUAUGUGGCCACUGAGGAGGGUCUGGUCAAGAAGAUUUCAGUACUGCCACGGACAAAGGAGACGUGUAUUGUGGAGAUUUGGCGGCCAGAAAUUAGUUCCAGUGUCCGUAUUCGCACAAUUCAGUUUCUCAAAGAGACAGAAUCCCUCUACAUCGGCACUGAAAAGUCCCUCAUAAAGAUUUCUGCCUACCACUGCAAUCGUCAUGUCUCCAAAGCCAGCUGCCUCAAUGCCAUGGAUCCGUACUGUGGAUGGAAUGAGAUGCUAGAGAUGUGCACAGGUCCACCGAGUGGAGACACUCUGGCGAGAUAUUGGGUGCAAAAUGCUACAGAAUGUCCUGUUCUAACAGCUCCCGUCGAUGGGAGUUGGUCAGCUUGGUCAGAAUGGACCAAGUGUGCUCAAUCAGCAGGUGGUCUAAUAUCCGAACACACCUCAAACACUGAUACAUGCCUCUGUCGCAGCCGGUCCUGUGACAAUCCAGCUCCCAAGAAUGGUGGCCAGAAGUGCACGGGUAUGUCCAUCGAAGUUACCAACUGCACGGUUCAUGGUGGCUGGACCGAAUGGAGCCCCUACUCCCAAUGUUCCCAAUCAUGUGGCGUGGCUGUGAAGACACGUAGACGCACGUGCUCGAAUCCCAAACCGGCCCAUGGAGGUCGUGUAUGUGUCGGACCCGAUCGAUCUGAGAUCUACUGCACGAUGCUGCCUCCGUGUCCAGCACCCAAGCAACCUGCUGUCGACGGAGGCUGGGGACCUUGGGGUGCCUUCGGGGACUGCAGUUCUCCAUGUGGAGGUGGUUUUAGGAUCCGUCGUAGAAAAUGCGACAAUCCAACACCGCAAAAUGGUGGUAUAGAUUGUCCCGGAUGCAGCAUUGACUAUGAGAUUUGCAACAGUCAACCUUGUGCUGAAGUUAAGCGCCUCAGUUCGUGGACACCAUGGCUGAUGGAGUUGAAUGGCACAACAGGUGAUGGUGGCCACACAGAACGCCGGUUUCGCUAUCUGUGUAAAGCCUCAGUUGCCGAUUCUUCAACGCUGCGUAUUGCUCUGGCCAAGGAGGAGACGCGAAUUUGCCAGCCAGAUGGAACAUGUCAGAGGAGUGGUGACAAUUCGGAUGCUGGAUGGGGUGAAUGGGGUCCUUGGGGACCAUGCAGUGUCUCAUGCGGUGGGGGUCAGCAGAUCCGGACACGUCAGUGUGACCGGGGUAAUGGAGAGUGUGAGGGCACGGGCAAGAUGGCAAGGGCAUGUGGCACUCAACCAUGCAAAGGUCAAUGGGGAUGCUGGGGCGACUGGACACCAUGCUCAGUCUCAUGUGGCAUUGGCAAGCGUACUCGUACACGUCAAUGCCUCUCAUCCACAGAUUCUAGUGAUGGAAGUGACUGCGAUGGAUCGGGCAUUCAGCACGAAAUUUGUGAAAUGCCAAGCUGCGAUACCUUCCUGGGAUGGAGUCAGUGGAGUGCCUGGAGUGAAUGCAAUGGCGAUGGUGAGAGAAUUCGAACACGGAAGUGCCUCACCACAAAUCCCACGCCAAAAGAGUGUCAGGGUGAAGAAAGAGACAUCCGUCCAUGUGCACCACCUGCUGCUGCCAAUACGGACACAGCUUCCAUUGCCAUGGUCAAUUUCUUCCUCAUCCUCAGUAUCACUGCUGUAUGUUGCUGUUUAAUAACGUACGGCGUCACGAGGACCAUAAUCACAAGGAGACAACCACUGGGUAUAAAGAACAUCCCUGGAUCACCCUGCUAUGACACUUAUCCCAAUCAAUAUUCAAGUCUCCCCACGAAGGAUUAUCCCGAGCCAAGGCAUAAGCCCAAGAGACAAUCAUCAUUUAAUACCCAUGGUUCGAGCAGUUCCAAGAACAUCCCCAAUGGCCAUGGGACACUGACAAAGUCCAACAACAUGAUGGGCAAUCAUACUCCCAAAGUUCUCUCAAAGUCAUUCGAUCAGGAAACGGCUACAAUUAAGAGAAAUUCCCACUCACUCAAUAACGUCCGACCACCACCACGAUCCAUAAACGAUGAGGAGAAGUUCUAAAUCAAUUGACUGUCUAUUUCCUCCUAGUAAGUCCAUAGGAAAUCACAUUGAACAUAAAACAUUGCAUUGACGCAUGAGAAAAGUACAAAUUUAUUGCAUCAUCGAAACGAGCAUUUAUCGGUCAAAUGAAAUCAUUCCUCUAUUUUAUAAAAUUAGGUGAAAAAAAUCAAAAUCACUGCAAUAAUGAAAGGAAAGCAAAUAUUGCUUCGAUAGGAUAUAAUUUAAGAAAAAAUCUAGAUUUAAAGAAAAAAUUCCAACUUCUCACUGUAAAAACAUUUACAGAAAAAAAACACUCCGUCUUUUGUAACAAUAAUUACAAUUUUCACAUGUGAAUAAGUGCCAAAUUAAUUUUUUACACAACUCACGAGACAAAUAAUCAGCCUGUAAAUACCCAUAAGUUUGGCUUUAAUAUUAAAAUUCGUGACUUAAACAUUUCUAUCAGUUAACAAUUUACUGCCAAGCCAGUUAUUGAUGAACUAUUUCAAAUCGAUUAACACUAGAAUGUUAAAAUGUGAUGUUAGUUGUACACAUGAGAAAUUUCAGAAUUUUACUAAAUGUGCAUUUUCCUAGGCUAAAAAAAAAUAAAGUCUGAUUUGUAAUGAAUAGUUAAUUGUUAGGUUGCUAAAUCCUUAUUUUGUAAAAUUCUCCCACAAGCUUCGAUUUACAAAAUAACCAAAAAAACAACAGCAUUGCUUAACGUUAAAAAGAAAUAUUACUUGAGAAGUUUAUUAAAACGUGCCAUUUAGCAAGAGAUAGAAAAUACAUUAUAGUAAUAGAAUCAAUUUUUGAAUGAUUGUUAAUCUAAGAUUUCCUUAUUAAUUCAUUGUAACAUGAAACCGUAGCUCAUAUUGAGUAUAUCUUUUAUUAAUUCCUUUUAUAGCAAUUAAAUGAUAAAACUAGUAGGGUUAAAGUUUUCGAAUAUAAAACGUGAAGGAUAUUUUGCUAUCUAACAAAAUAAAAACCCAAAAUUGCAAUAAUUGUUUAUAGUUUAUAAAAUAAAUAAUUCUAAGAAAUAGUAAAUAAUUUUGUAGACACUGUAAAUCAAAAACAAAAACCUUAAGACCUUUUUAAUAAAUGAUUUUCAUAAUAAAAUAAA
This is a messenger RNA of Phlebotomus papatasi, 5504 nucleotides long. RefSeq names its product semaphorin-5B (gene Sema5c). The transcript is spliced from 12 exons. The record is from RefSeq and is a predicted model, not a curated record. Gene Ontology annotation, biological process: axon guidance; negative regulation of axon extension involved in axon guidance; neural crest cell migration. Gene Ontology annotation, molecular function: chemorepellent activity; semaphorin receptor binding. Lineage: Eukaryota; Metazoa; Arthropoda; Insecta; Diptera; Psychodidae. Bases 1148 to 4408 code for a protein of 1086 amino acids.